AUGCCCGAUCGUGAUCAAUACCCGAUUGAAGAAAGGUCUACACUUGAGGGUAAACCCCCUGAGAAGAGGAGAAUGAUCGGAUGUCGCUCUCACAACUAUGAAGUCGUUCACACCACUCUCUCUUCUUUCCCCCUGGCCCUCGUCGGCUUGGGCGAUGCCGCUGCCGUUCCCGCCACCAAUUCGUUGACUCGUCGCUCUGAUUUUUGCGAUCAAUGGGGAUCCGUCACCACUGGCAACUACAUUGUCUAUAACAAUCUCUGGGGCCAGAGUGCCGAUCCCUCAGGUCACCAGUGCACGGGUGUGGACUCGCUCAAGGGCAACACUAUCGCCUGGCACACUUCCUUCGGCUGGACCGGUGCCUCCAGCUCCGUCAAGAGCUUUGCCAAUAUUGCACUCAAGUUCACGGCCAAGACUCUGAAGAGUGUCAAGAGCAUCAAUUCGACCUGGAAGUGGAGCUACUCCAACACCAAUAUCGUGGCCGAUGUCUCCUACGACAUGUUCCUCCGUUCAAGCCCUUCGUCCAGCACCAAUGAGUAUGAGAUCAUGGUCUGGCUCGCCGCACUGGAUGGUGCCGGUCCCAUCUCCUCCACGGGCGCCCCCAUCGCCACAACCAGCAUCAAUGGCGUCCAAUGGAAGUUGUACAAGGGCCCCAACGGCUCAAUGACCGUGUACAGUUUCGUUGCCGAUUCUACUGUGACCAAUUUCUCGGGUGAUCUGAAGAAGUUUUUCACUUAUCUGAUCAACCACCAGGGUCUCAACUCGAACUUGUACCUCGUUGAUGUUCAAGCUGGUACUGAGCCGUUUACGGGUAGUGCCAAGUUGACCACUUCCGCUUACUCCGUGGCUGUUGUUUGA
This is a messenger RNA of Penicillium oxalicum, 855 nucleotides long. RefSeq names its product putative endoglucanase (gene xgeA). Gene Ontology annotation, molecular function: cellulase activity. Gene Ontology annotation, biological process: polysaccharide catabolic process. The record is from RefSeq and is a predicted model, not a curated record. Bases 1 to 855 code for a protein of 284 amino acids. NCBI's taxonomy places the organism in Eukaryota, Fungi, Ascomycota, Eurotiomycetes, Eurotiales, Aspergillaceae. The transcript has 3 exons.